Messenger RNA from Exophiala dermatitidis NIH/UT8656, 3592 nucleotides. RefSeq names its product ubiquitin thiolesterase. Gene Ontology annotation, biological process: protein deubiquitination. The transcript has 3 exons. NCBI's taxonomy places the organism in Eukaryota, Fungi, Ascomycota, Eurotiomycetes, Chaetothyriales, Herpotrichiellaceae. Gene Ontology annotation, molecular function: cysteine-type endopeptidase activity; cysteine-type deubiquitinase activity. Bases 458 to 3154 code for a protein of 898 amino acids. The record is from RefSeq and is a predicted model, not a curated record. Gene Ontology annotation, cellular component: cytosol; nucleus.
CACCAACUGAACUGAACUGACUGACUGAUCACUGACUGUCUGUUCACUGGCUGCGCAACCCAACGUGCCCUCUCAACUCCAGACUCUUGACUGUCCGGUUCAAGUUGACUCUGAUAGAUCGUCGCGCCCUUCAAGUUCAUCUUCUUAUCUCUCCACUCCUUGUCGCGUGCUCACUGUUCUGUGCUUGACGACCUCCUGGGACGGUCUUACCGAUCUUGUCUAGACAGUUCCAACCAUAGCUUCGCAAACGAUCGAGCUGCCACCGUUAGGAAACACAGUCGGCUCCCAAACGAGACCAUCCUACCAUCGAUCUGUCCUGGGCCGUGCGACCCAGGAUAUGAACGACCAGAGGGUGUUUGCAUAGGAUACUACUGAAAAAAGAGUCGACGGCAGUCGCGACGCGCACAGCUCUGACACAAUGUCCUGGCGAAGAAAAUCAUAACGCGAUCACACCAAUAUGCAACAAAACCAUCUUCCUUAUGGGCAACACCACCCUUUGCCUAUGCAGCCUCCUCCGAGGCGGCAUGAUGGCUCAUUUGCGCCCAUCCCACCUCCCAUGAGGCAUAAUCCUGGAUACCAACAGUUCUACCCUCAGCAGAUGGGGCCCAUGAUACCUCAGUAUCCUCAACAUUUCGCGCCAAACUGGUACGGAUAUGCCCAGCAUCAGAUGCACCCUAUCCAUGGUAAUCGACCGAUGUAUUAUCCUCAGCAUCCGAUUCCUCCACCUCAGUAUGGUCCGCCACAUGGACCUCCGUUCAUGUCGCCGCAGCCACAUGUUCAGCCAUCUCCACGUCCUGCACAUGUGACAAGCUCCAUUCCUGCUCAACCGCCACCGAACUCAGCAUCGACAACGUCUACCACUAUGGUGCAGACCCCUCCAUCUCCGCCUCUCAGCACCACCAGCACCGUGAACACAAGAAAAACACCAGUCUCGCCCGCCAUAUCACCCGCACCGCAAACAGCCCAAAGUCCUGCUGUUGAGGCACCGCGGGAGCCAUUUCAGCCUCCAGUUCCGUGGCUUUCAUUCGAAGAGGGAGAUUUUCCACCACGGGCGCCCCGCCGAAGACGACGCAUCCUUCGUUCAUUGCUGGCCACUGAACCAGUCGUGUACCCUCAGGUGGAAGGCCCGGUUGAAGAAAAGACAGCGACAGAGGAGAAGGAAGUAACAUCGGAGGGUACUGCCAGUGAAGAGAAGGUCGCGGAACCAACGGAGCAGGAUAUCACAGUGUCCUCGACUCCGUUGCCAUCAGAAGUGCCCUCUGACACCGCCUCCACUCAGCCAACCACACCCUCUUCUGCCGUGCCUGCAGCGCCCAAGGACACACAGCAGACACCCACGCAACCAAAAGUAAGACCCGUGGGUCCUGUUUUACCAGCUGUGCCAGUCCUUCCGCCCAGCCCUUCAGCGGCACGCCGGACCUCAACAGUGUCAAAUCAAUCAAAAACAUCACAACCAGCACAACCAACACAACCAGCACAGGCUGUAUCAGGAGCAGACCAAUCGUCGAUUGGAGAAGAUGCUGCUAUAAACACUAAAACCGCUUCUGAGCAAGCUACCCUCGUUGUCUCACCGCCUCCCGCACCCAAAUCCUGGGCAAACCUAUUCCGCGUAAACGAACCGCAAAAUCCGUCCGCAACGACAACCGCUUCCGCUGCUAAUUCGAACGUUUCCGGGGGCUCUAAAACCGAGACUCUCUCCAGUGUCCUGCAUGAUAUGAACUCGGUUCCUGAGAAGCCGAGUAAAAUUUCCUUCUUGAAACCCCGUGGUCUUGUAAACACUGGGAAUAUGUGUUACAUGAACUCGGUGUUGCAAGUUCUUGUUUUUUGUUUGCCGUUUUACGACUUUCUGGCGAAGGUGGCUCAAAGAGCACCGCACGCCUUCAAAAGCGAUACUCCGCUGAUUGACGCGAUAAUUAUGUUUAUUCAAGAAUAUCCCGUGAUCUGCUCGGCCAAUUCGGUCGAACAGCUGCGUCUGCGAUUGAAAGCUGAGGAUUAUGAAAAUUAUGGCGACUCGUUCAUCCCCGAAUAUGUCUACGCUGCAAUCAAGGAUCUGCCGCGGUUCCGGGAAAUGCGAAGAGGCCAUCAACAAGAUGCACAGGAAUUCCUGGGCUUUUUGUUGGAGGAAUUGCAUGAGGAAUGUGCUCGUGCUAUGAGAUCCGCCGGCCCGUCUUCAAACUCGGGGCGAGCAUCUCCUAUUGGCAGUGUCUCAAAUACAUCUGAGCAUGUGGAUGCUGAAGGUGGUUGGAUGGAGGUUGGACAUAAGCAGAAGCCGGCCAUCACUCGGUUGUCUGGUGCUGUGUCAGGGGAGUCACCCAUCACCAACAUCUUUGGAGGCAAGCUCCGAUCCGAGCUCAAGGUGUCUGGCAACAAACUGUCGGUCACUUUGGAGCAGUAUUCGCCUUUGCAGCUUGAUAUUGGCUCUCCUCAAGUGCACAACAUAAUUGAUGCUUUGAAAGGAAUGACCCGCCCCGAAAGCAUGCAAGGAGACUUUUACACCCCAAGAGGACAGAAGGCGACCGCUACCAAGCAAAUCUUCAUCGAGACCCUCCCUCCGGUGUUGAUUCUGCAUUUGAAACGCUUUCACUAUGACAACACCACUAAACGUGUGGAGAAGAUUUGGAAGAAGAUUGGCUAUCCUCUUGAACUCGAGAUUCCGAAGGAGGUGUUCCCCAUGCAAGCUCGGAACAAAUACACUGUACACGGUACCUUGCCCAAGUACCAGUUGGCCUCAGUCAUCUACCAUCAUGGUAAAAAUGCCAAUGGAGGACAUUACACUGUGGACAUUCGUCGUCAGGAUGGCCGUGAAUGGAUUCGCAUGGACGAUACUUUGUUGCGUCGGAUUCGAGCCGAAGAUGUGGCGGAAGGCGGCAGUGAAGAGGAUCCCAAGGUUCUUGCAGCAGCUUUGGAGCGUCACAACGCCGGUGGAAAUCGAUUCGAGCAAAUCGAACAGGAGGAUGAAGAAGAAGACGGUGCCGACAAGGUAUGGAAUCAGGUCAACGGCCAUUCUCGAACCAAGUCGAGCAUGGGUGCCGUUGUCAAUGGUGCUGCCACCCCUGCCAAAGAUUCAUCAGGCAAGCAAACUCCAAACCCGAGGUAUGGUGUGAAGGAUAACAAGGUCGCUUAUCUGUUGUUCUAUCAACGGAUUCCGAACUGAAGCGGAUUGAUCGAGCGGAGUGGUCUGUGACGGCAGACCUUCUUACUCGGCCGAGACAGGGGACGGUCUACAGCGAAAGCUACAGCGAGAGCGACUAAGACGGUGACAGCAACAGGGCUCGUGCGACAGGCGAGCCUGGUACUACCGCCGAAGUUGGUCAGGAUUGUCCAUAAUUGAACUCAUGGUUGAUGGUUUCCUGAAAAUGCCAGCCUACGGACAGCUUUCUGUAAAUAAUUUCCCACCAUGGCCACGAAGCUGGGUGGUAUUUCAGGCAGAACCAUUAGAAAAAAUUUCAUGACACGAAAAAUAUACCCUUCUGGUGAUGCGUAGCGUAUGUUGUGACGAGACGAAGCCUGCAACUUGAAGUUGUCUGAACUGUCCAAUUGCGCCGCAGGUCAUUUUCUAUACAAAUGGCGAGUUCGAAUAGCCGAGGUCCCG